AGCCCGGAAGUAAGUCGUUUAUUGACAAUAUGGCCGUCGAGCUGGGUUUGGAUUUGGGGAUAAUUUUGAUUUGACAGCACAGACCAGAGAAGUUUCCGAAAUAAACACAAAUUCCACCUCAGGGGUGCACGGAACAGAUGCGUUUGAAUGAAGGGAUUCGUGGGACGUCCAUGGGACGGGAAUAGUGAGCAGAGGAAGCGCCCAGAGUGUGAAACCCGUCAUGUCGUUUUUUAAGAGGAAAGCCAAAAGCAAGGAACCUGAGAGAGUAACAGAUGCUAAAGUUAACAAAGUCAUCCCUCAGUCUCCAUCACAAGGGCCAAGGAACCACAAUGCUGUUGUGGGCGCUGCUGGGCCAAGCCGCGUGGCCAUCAGCGCCAUAUCUGCCAACAUGGACUCCUUUGCUCGGGGCCGCACCGCCAUCCUCAAGAAACAGCCGAGCCACAUGGAGGCGGCGCACUUUGGAGACCUCGGUCAUUCCAGCGUGAAUUAUCAGCCCCAGGAGACUCGCUCUCGGAUGUCUAAGACAGUAGACCAGGUCCUUAGAGACAAUGUGGCAUUGCCCCACUUCAUGCAUUGCAUGGACCAACGCGGCGCAGAUCACCUUGUUCGGUUUUGGCUCGAGGCUGAGAGUUUCCGCUCGGCCAGCUGGUCACGCGUCAGAGCGCAGAACCUCAACUCCGUCCAACACAGCUCGCUGGCCGAGCCGGUCUCCAUCUCCCCGGAUGGCCCAGAGCUCCACCAGAACACGCUCAAUGAUCUCGCACUUCACAACAGCCGUGGAAACCCUUCUCCGCUGUCUAGCCGGAGGGACUCCUCAAAUGCAGAAGCAGACCCCAAAGCCAACCCAUCUCGAGCAGAGACCCCCGCCAGACAGGCACUUUCCAGGACAGGGACUCCCUCCAAGGGGCCGUCAAACAGCACUCUGCGAGACCUCUCAGACACACUCAUGAAAAGUAUAGAAAAGGAUGCUGUUACCAUUUUCACCAAAUACAUUUCUCCAGAUGCUGCGAGGCCCAUCCCUAUCACAGAGCAGAUCAGAAAUGAUAUAGUUGCUAAGAUUUGUGGAGAAGAUGGUAUGGUGGACCCAAACUGCUUCGUCAUUGCUCAGUCGGUUGUCUUCUCCAUACUGGAACAACAGCACUUUACUGUAUUCCUGCGGAGCCACCAUUUCUGUAAAUACCAGAUCGAAGUUUUGACGAGUGGCUCUGUGUUCCUGGCUGACAUCUUGUUCUGUGAGUCAGCUCUCUUCUAUUUCUCAGAGUUCAUGGAGAAGGAAGAGGCGAUGAAUAUACUACAGUUCUGGCUGGCUGCGGAUAACUUCCAGAACCAGUUAGCUGCUAAAAAAGGCCAGUAUGACGGCCAAGAGGCUCAAAACGACGCCAUGAUCCUCUAUGAUAAGUAUUUCUCACUCCAGGCUACCAACCCCCUGGGCUUCGGCGACUCCGUGAGGAUGGAGAUAGAGUCGAAUAUCUGCCGAGAGGGAGGGCCCCUCCCCGACUGUUUCACCACUCCUCUCAGACAGGCAUGGACAACCAUGGAGAUGGUGUUCCUGCCUGGGUUCCUGUCCAGCAACCUUUACUACAAAUACCUGAGCGACCUCAUCAAUUCAGUGCGGGGGGAUGAGUUUGAGAAUGUCAGCACUCACGGUCAGGGCGGGCUGGUAGACAACGACCGCUCCAGUUCAAAUGCUAGCGAGAGCUCUCAGACUCAGCAUGGAGCCAAAAAAGCAGCGAUCAAGAUCCUGAAAAACUUUGACGAGGCGAUCACCGUAGACGUGGCCAGUCUGGAUCCUGAGAUGCUCUACCAGCGGCCAUAUGCUGGCAAGAUGACUUUCGGAAAGGUGAACGAGUUGGGUCAGUUUAUCAGGGAGGCCGAGCCAGAACCGGAUGUGAAAAAAUCAAAAGGUUCCAUGUUUUCUCAAGCAAUGAAGAAAUGGGUCCAGGGCAACUCCGAUGAGGCCCAGGAGGAGAUGGCGUGGAAGAUCGCUAAGAUGAUUGUCAACGAUGUCGUCCACCAGUCAAACCACGACAGCCCCGGCAUGUCCACCAAGCUAUGACCUCACUGAGGAACCAAAGGACAGUAGCUCCCUGCAGCAAAGAGCUGUCGGCUGGAUUUAAACUGGAGUGAACUGCUUUACUCCCACAAAGAACAAAGAGUUUUAUCAUCUCCCAGUUUACCUUACGGUUGUGUGUGUGGCUGUCAGUUUGGGUGAGUGUUUGCUAACACAUGGACCGAGACAAAACUUGAAAUACUUCAAUCUUCUAACUCCUAAAACACUAUGAAGAUGCACGUGUGGGUGCCAGAUGAGGGUGCUCGCAUUAAAUUAGAGGAAGACACUCCUAUGUGGGGAAACGUUGCGAAGAAAGCCGGCACAGAGAAGCGGCAGCCUGUUGGGACUACAGCUGCUUGCUUCUCUCGGACCUACGAAGGAUUCUUCAAGGACUGAAUUAAAUUCACUCCCACACAGCACCUUUUCUUUUAAAGCAUUCCUUGUUUUUACCUGAGUUUUGCUCUCCUGGGUAUGCCACAUAGAGCCCAUCAGCUCAGAGAAAUGUACAGUUUUUGAGUCUUUGUCACAGAUCAAUGUGGAGUGGUUUACUAAUUUCAGCUGUCCUACCCUGGCCGUUUGUGUACUGUAGAACAUCUUGAAAUGUGACGAUGAAACGGGCAAAGAGCGGAUCCAGUGGGUGGACUGACUGACCUUUAUAAAUAUUAAGGCGCCUUUGCUGAGCGUUAGAAUAAAUCUUCGAGUCAUGUCACAAAACUCCAAACUCCACGUCCUUAAGGUUCUAUACAUAUAUAGAGGUAAAAAUUCUGGUUUAUCCCUUAUAUGAAUGUUUGUCUUUUUUUUAAAUUGUGAUCUUAGUUUUUAUAUACAUAAAUAUAUAUAAAAACAUUGCUGACACAAAACUCAGUAAUGAAUUGACUGCUAAGCUGGAAGGUGUGCUCAGUUACCUUUAUUUUCUUUUUAUUUCUUUUGAGCUCUGCCUAGAUGUGGAAAGGAACCAGAAAAAAAAACUCUUGGUACCAUGUACCACGGUUUUUUUGACAUGUAUGUGUACUUGAUCUAUAAUAUAUUUAAACUGUGUUUGAUUCAAAUACAAUUAUUAUAAAACUUG
Girardinichthys multiradiatus is the source of this 3119-nucleotide messenger RNA. RefSeq names its product A kinase (PRKA) anchor protein 10 (gene akap10). The transcript has 15 exons. Gene Ontology annotation, biological process: intracellular protein localization. Gene Ontology annotation, cellular component: plasma membrane. Gene Ontology annotation, molecular function: protein kinase A binding. The record is from RefSeq and is a predicted model, not a curated record. Bases 221 to 2056 code for a protein of 611 amino acids. Lineage: Eukaryota; Metazoa; Chordata; Actinopteri; Cyprinodontiformes; Goodeidae.